AUGAAGUCAGUCUGGCGACUGGAUCUCAAGCGCUCGGUGACAUGGCUCAGGCUAGUUGAGUCACGAUUUCUCCUCGUGGCUUCGUCGGACACUCUAUGCAGUAAUUUGGAGAUUUACGACUUGGCGGCUCUUGGGACCAAUGGGCUGGUCCCGCUUACGGGAUGCUAUCUGCCUGGGCCUGUCACGAGUGGAGAAGCCGAAAUCCGGGAUGGACGGUUGCUUCCAACUCUACAGGUCCUCGCCCUGUGUGAACUAGACGGGAGACAGUUCUUCGGUGAGGUUCGGAGUUUAGCAGGGUAUACCGACGUCAUGCUCCUACACGAUGAUCUCGUUAUUUGCGGAACGAAGGAGAAUGUUGCUAUUCCCCAUCUUAUCUUCUGGAAAACGGGGACCUUCUACGCACUCGAGGAGGUACCAGACGAAAAGGGAACCCGGUUCAAGGCUUGCAUCUGGGAUAGCCUCCUCGUGACCGUAGGCACAGUUAACGUCAAACUUUACUCGCUUCCUUCAUCAGAGAUUCCCCCUCACAUGAUUCAGAUUUUACCCCUUUCUACUUUGAUGUGCGGUGAAGUGGAGGAAGUCUCGUUCUUCAAGGACAUACAGCCCGUGAAUCUCCCGUCCCUUUGUUCCGAUAGGAUGGUUACACCAUCCGAGCUUUCCUGGAUCAAACCUUUUUAUCCAACAGAGGAUUAUCCAGGGGAGCUCGAAAAAGCUGGUGUUUGGAAAUGCACGCUGCGGCGCAGCCUGGACUCAGACGCGAGUGGGUGCUAUUCCAUCUCAGAUCCCGACAAAGUUACUGCCUCAUGUGCUAUGUCCUUGACUGCUGGGUCGUCCGGAUCUCAGGUGCUUUGGGUGGACGACUCCUAUUGUUUCGAGAUCUCUCUUUUUAAACACUCUAAGUCGCCGUAUAUUGAGCGGGUGGAAGUCCAACCAUCCGAUGAUCUGCCUACCUUGGCUGCACUCCCGCAACUUGCCUUCGAUGAUACGUCGGGUAUUAUUGCUGUUGGUAACCUGGCCGGAGAGAUUACCGUCAUCGACCUUGUCGGCUCCCCACUCGCAUAUCUUUUUGAAUGUGACACUAUGCCGUUGAUUCCACUAAGCGAAGUUCAGAGGCUGGCUUCGACUACGCGCUUACCGUUUGACGUUAUUCCCUCAAAGUGGAACCGCCCUAUUGAUAUGAACGCCUUCGACUAUGAACAGCGUUUACUCCCGGAACGCAUCCUUGAUCUUUCCAGUUCCCAGAUUCCCAGAUUUUCAGAGCGUUGGAGAGACCGCGAAUCACUUUGUGUCAGGAGCCACUUUUGUGAAGACAUCCCGUUCAAGGACGAUCUUGCCUUCAAGCUUUCACAUUCCUACGAGUUUCUCGGUCGAGUUCAGCUAAUUCUUGAUGGUUUCACCAGUCACACGCUUCUGUCUAAAGGCGGCCUCUACUUCGUAUACACCGGCCCGUGGGAAGAAGAGUUCAUCGUGUUUCGCGGAGGGACCACUUUGAGCGAGAUCUUGAACUGUAUUCUAGAUUCCCCUGACGCUGGUCUCAGGUUUCCAGGGCUGCACCAUGAGACGACGGUGCUUCGCUCUUUUUCCGCUGAGGAAAAGGCCGGCUGUAUGCAGGCGGCCACCAGGGCUGAGCGCUGCAAGUCGGGAAAGAAUCGAUUUCACGACAUGCGAGCCAGGGGAGGACAUCCACCGAUGUGGCUCACAAAUGGCGACUGGCUGGUGGCAUCGGGCUUGGAGGAGCCUAUGCAUUACGAAGAGCAUAUGAGGUGGGAAACCUUGUACCAUGCCGUGCCGAAAUGCGAGACGCCGUGUUCGUGCCCAUCACAGGCAAGAGACGAGCCCCG
Messenger RNA from Coniophora puteana RWD-64-598 SS2, 1841 nucleotides. RefSeq lists its product as uncharacterized. The record is from RefSeq and is a predicted model, not a curated record. Lineage: Eukaryota; Fungi; Basidiomycota; Agaricomycetes; Boletales; Coniophoraceae. The transcript is spliced from 5 exons. The annotation marks the transcript as partial.